Paecilomyces variotii is the source of this 2636-nucleotide messenger RNA. Its product is annotated as Mis6 domain protein. The transcript has 4 exons. Bases 232 to 2433 code for a protein of 733 amino acids. Lineage: Eukaryota; Fungi; Ascomycota; Eurotiomycetes; Eurotiales; Thermoascaceae. Gene Ontology annotation, cellular component: kinetochore; nuclear body; cytosol. The record is from RefSeq and is a predicted model, not a curated record.
GUGCAAUAGAUGAUUACAUGUAGACGUGUACGCCUCUAUCAAGACUCGGCAUAAAAGAUCAUCAUCGACAGAGGCAUCUGUUUAUGCUAGACCGUCGCAGCACGGAGUCGAGGUCCAACAACAGUUGUCUGGAGUGGACCCUACAAGUUCAAGGACUUCAUGCGGUCGAGCUUCUCCGUGUACUUAAUCCAUCAAAGCGACACAGGCAGAAGAGUGCACUCCAUGUAAAUCAUGUCGUCUGAUCCAGCUCCAGAAAGCCGGGACCGGUCAAAAAGUCUCCGAGAUGCCAUCGAGCACUUGGAAUCAGUCGCUUAUCUGCCUCCGAAGCAAAGACAUACAAGUGUCUCAGAGCUAGCCAAGACAAUUGCUUCGGACGCGUAUGAGAGCGGGAUCCCGUUGGAUAGCCUUGACCGUCUCAUUGACGUUAUCACAAAGCCCAAUCAUUUAGACCAAGGGACUACUACUACUCUCCUGAAGAACCUGUACCCUGUGGACAAGGUACCGUCCGAUGUUAUCACAAGAAUUGUGGGCUGCCUCGGACCAAGCAAGGGGAAGCCCUCUCCAGCUACACAAGCUUUGCUCCUGAGAUGGCUGAUCCUUAUCUACGAUGUUGUCGAAGAACCGCUUCAUUUGUCCAGGCUGUAUGCUGUACUUUUCAACCAUCUGGAUAUGAUCAGUCUGAGGCGGCCACUCUGUCAGCUGCUGUCCAUGAUAACAAGAAGAAAGCAUGUCAAGCCAUUCCGGAUACAAAUGCUUAUGGAAUUACUAAGAAAUGUCGGAGAUGAUGAAAGGGAACUAAUGGGUCUACUGAGAAUCUUCAAGAACUACUAUCCGGAUAUUAUCGUUGGAGACGUCGGAGGGUCAAGGAGAACAACGUUCUUUUUCAAGCACCCGGAUCCUGAAUUUACCGCCCAUCUUAAAGUUAUCCAGGAAGCACAUCUAGAGAGGCUGAGGAUGUCUGGGUCGUCGACGUUCCAGAUUGUUCGUCGAGGAGGUGUGAAAAGAAGCAAGGUCGAAGCUGUUAUCCCGGAUGUUCAGACGACACGAGUGCAGAGAAACCAUACGUCUUUGGAAGAGUUACGCAGUGUGAACGACUUUAUAGAGAGGCUCGAUAAGAUUGAACUACCUAACCAAAUAGUUUCUUCUCUGGCAGAUCCUCUAGCGCAAAAGUAUCUCCUUCUCACCAAAUCGGAAGAUGCGAGUCGUCGAUUGGAGGAUUGGCUGGAAAGUUUCUUGAAUGAUGAACUCGAGAAAAUUCUCCAUGGCGACGAGGCAGAUCCUGAAGCACUGAACUAUGUGCUGGGCGCGACUGUGGGAUAUGUCCGAACGACAAAGACUAUUCCAUCCGCAAUCCGUUCCUUCAUCAGAAAAUACAUCGACUUAUGGAAUGGAACGGAUAACCGAACUGAAAUCCUGAGAAUUCUCGAAUAUUUAGAUAUCGCCCAUUUUGAGAAACUGCAAGAAGACAUCCUUCGUCCUCUUGAGGAUGCGGUGCUAGAUUAUACCGUCUCCUCGAAAGUCACUAUCCUUAAUUUCUAUUCUUCGCUCAUUCGUCAAUGGGGUUCAUCUCUCAGAACGCAGAAGUCUGUCUCAAACCGACCAGAGACGUCUCCUUUGACAGGGCUGAUAACGCACACGGAGUUGCUGGCAUUGUCCAUCCUAGAACAUCCAUCUGGGUUCGAGAAGGAUGCCAGCAGGCCGAAAUCAGCAACCUUAGCCGUCGUCGACUUCUAUAAUACUCUGGCAAAGGUCUUCUCUCACGCCCCUCUAAACGGCAAUAUUCGCCUCACGAUUCCUCUUCCGCCGACCGUCUACAGUCUCACCUUUACGCCCACAAUUACGCACAUUUCCCUCUUAAGCUCCGCCCUAGCGGACUACAAGGCUGCGUUUGAAGCCUCGCUAAGUUCACAGGAGCUCCAGUCCCAAGUACCCUCGGGAGUACUAUAUCCGCCAGAAGAGCUAGGCAGGUUUAAUGGCUACAUUAUGGAUAUCUGUAAUCUGAUAUGGAGAAACCGAGGCCUUAACACAGAAGACCCAAAUGCUCUCGGUUGCUUGAUCCACCCUGCCACAGUAAAGGCCUUGACAGAGUAUGUUCAUGACUUGAAUGAGGCAGGACGCACCAGAGCACGUGAGGACGCCUUUCACUAUACCACCCCUGCGAUGUUUUCUCUGAGUCAUCACAUUGCCUUGUGCCUUAUGUCCGCUAUCUGUUUUGCGGAGCUUGAAGAGGAAAAGGAGGUGGCAGAGGACCAGCCCAGGUUGGAAAAACCGGUCACCCAGAAAGCUUUGACAGCACUGGAGAAGAAUGGAGGAGUAAAGAUCACAUGGCAAGAAUAUCGGAUUCAGAUGUUGGACUGGUUGGAUGGGGUUGGGAGCGAAGGAAUCGCAAAGUUAAUGAGACGCACUAUGAAAGCCUUGAGAAACGAGGGAUGAUAGCCGAUGUGUAUGGUUUUGCGCUUAUGACUUUCAUCCAUACAACUCUUGCAGGCGAAUCACAGCUACUGGAUAACGCGAGAGGCGUUAGAGUGCGGAAUAUUAGCAUACCAGAGAUUAUUCUUUCAGAAAGCUGCUCCUUGCAGUCAAAAUUCACGAGAAAGGCGCAGGUUGGCUAAUUCUGUUCUCUAUUCGUAUAUCAU